UGUUAAAUGUCAAUGUCAAUUUAUAUAAAUGUUUACAACGGAGACAGUUUACUGGUGUAUCGCAAAAGAAAUAACCUCACAUAUUUUCUAAUCUCGACCUUUUUAUCCUGUUUCUGACUCAUUUGUUUAUUGCUUAUUAAAUUUCACAAGUGCAAAUAUCAAUAUAUAAUCAAACACUAUAAUUUUCUCAAGUUAUGUGUUAAGAAGCUGAAGUGUUUUGUGUUGAAAAAUAUUUUGAAAACACAGGAUGGCUUUUUCGUUUGGAACUCCUAGUACUCAAAGUUCAACUUUUGGAGCUGCAGCGAAACCUACCUUCUCCUUUGGAGGUGGUGCAACGACUACUACCAGUUCUGCAUUUGGUGGGUUCGGAACUCCGGCCACUUCAACAGGAUUUGGCUCAUUUGGUGCACCAGCAACAAGUACCGCCACACCAUUUGGAGGGUUAGGAGCAACCCCGGCUUCUACAGCCCCUUCUCUGUUUGGCGGCACAGGCUUUGGGACAACUGCUGCUAAACCUACAACAGGUUUUGGAAACACCUCUUUUGGGGCUAAUACAUUUGGCACCACACCAGCAUUCGGAAACACAUCAUUUGGCAGUGCUGCCCCAACAUUUGGUAGUGCAGCACCAACAUUUGGUACCAACACUCUUGGUGCUAAUACAUUUGGAAAUACUUCAUUUGGUGCUGGCGGUGGCUUUGGUUCAUCAUUCGGUGCCAAACCUGGUAAUACUGGAUUUGGUGGUUUUGGUAACACUCUUGGAUCAGCACCUCAAUUUGGACAGCAACAACAGCAGCAGCCCCAACAGCAGCAGGGUCCGUCGUCAGCACACGAGGCGCUGGUCGCCGCUGUCUUCAACUGCUGUGUAUUCGGAGACGAGCGUGACCAGGUCCUCGCUAAGUGGAACCUCAUACAAGCUCAAUGGGGCACUGGGCAAGCUUAUUACAGCCGGAAUGCGCCUCCUUUAGAGCUCAACGAACAGAACCCAUUGUGCCGGUUCAAGGCUGUCGGCUACUCCCGCCUCGGAGGACGAGAGGACAAGGAUGGACAUGUCGCCAUGUUGUUUAAUAAACCUGAACAGGAAAUCAAAAAUAAUCAGCAAGCAUUGACUACAUCUCUACAUAGUUUGUUGGGAAAUAAACCGAAUUUGGCUGUCAACGUAGAAUGCGUUAAAGCUGUGUCGGAAAGCAAGAGUCAGGUGGUGAUAUACGUAGUGGACAAAGGCGCGGGCGGGUCCCACGUCUCUGCGUCGGAGCUGGGCGCGUUCCUCAGCGCGGGUAACGCACGUAACGCGCUGACCGGAGCUGGCUGUGCCUCCGUGUCACCCGUCACUGCGCCCUCCCAGCAGAUGCUUACGCAGUACUUGCAGACCGCGCCGCCUGGUAUGGACAUGCGGUUGUGGAAGCAGGCGCAAGCUGACAACCCAGAUCCCGAAAACUACAUUCCUGUGCCUAUUAUCGGAUUUUCUGAGAUAAAGUUCCGCAGCCGCUGCCAGUCGGAGCAGGCGAAGCUGCAGGCGCAGUGGCUGCAGCGCGCGGCGGGCGAGCUCGCCGAGCUGCGCACGCGCCGCGCCGCCGCCGCCGCCCGCCUCGCGCACCUCGCCGCCCGGCUCCACGCCCGCCGACACACCCUGCUGCAGGUGGUGGCUCGUCGCGAGGUGGUGGGUCGCGUAGGGGCGGCGCUCAGCCCCGAGGAGGAGGCAGCGAGGGCGCGGCUGCACGAGCUCACGUCACAACUCGCCGCGCCGCCGCUUUAUAAUGGUCGUCUGAACGAGUUGCUAUGCGCGGUGCGACUACAGCGCAGUGCGUGCACGGGGGCUCCGCAUGAACGUUAUCACCUGGAUCCUGGUGCACAAGAAGACGUGAAACAGUUCUUGUCGCUGCAACAGAAAGGCAUGGCGCAUCUCUUGGACACGGCGCGUAAGGACCUCGCCGCACUUGGCAUCAUUGCUGAGGGAAUGUCCCGACUCGUGAGAGCUUAAUACUCUAUCUACAGGGAUAGUAGACGCGUAAGUAUACAGUCGCAUCAAGUUGUAUUAUCGAAUCUAAGACAUUUUCUAAUAGGACAUACUUUUUUGUAAAUUAUUCCAGGAAUAAAAAAUGUAUUUUUGACUUUCCAAACAAUUGUAUUUUUCUAAAAUUGAUUAUUUUCCUCUUGUCUAACCAAUGUGUUUAAUAAAGUUGAUUCAAGUUA
Helicoverpa zea (corn earworm) is the source of this 2190-nucleotide messenger RNA. RefSeq names its product probable nucleoporin Nup54 (gene Nup54). Lineage: Eukaryota; Metazoa; Arthropoda; Insecta; Lepidoptera; Noctuidae. The coding region runs from base 248 to 1978 and encodes 576 amino acids. The record is from RefSeq and is a predicted model, not a curated record. The transcript is spliced from 13 exons. Gene Ontology annotation, molecular function: structural constituent of nuclear pore. Gene Ontology annotation, cellular component: nuclear pore; nuclear pore central transport channel. Gene Ontology annotation, biological process: NLS-bearing protein import into nucleus; nuclear pore organization; protein localization to nuclear inner membrane.